CUUUUUUUUUUUUUUUUUUUUUUACAGAGAGGAUUCUGGGAUAGUAGCACUUCCUGGAUUGAAUGUGAGCGUUGUGCAGAGAGAGGGUAGUGGUUACCGGGAGCAGGCUUUCGGCAGAGGUGACAGGCGAGUGUAGAAAUGAUCUCUAAGCUGACAUUCUGUGUAUUUCAGGCCACUGAGAAGCAGGAGGAGUCGUCUGACCUGCCCGAUAUACAUGGAGUCUGCGAAACGCGUGCUGGUCUGUCUGACCAAAGAGAACUCCCUGCUGCAGUGCGCUAAGUUUGUGCAGGGGAUCACUGGGCAAUACUCCGCCAAUAAUGGGGACAAAGCGCUCAUUCACUGCGGCCUGGACAGGAACCAGUUUGUAAUAUCGGACCGCCAGUUCCCCAGCUCGGCACCAGUGCAGCUGCAGAGACCGUCGUUCUGCCCCAUCAAGAACCUGAGCCCCACACAGGCAGCGGCCCUCCCCGGGGAGAUCCGGAACCGAGGGGUAGACGUCGGGGUGGCUGUGCUGGUCCAGUCAGUCAAUAAGAAGGUUCUGCUCACCAGGAGAUCCAAGAGCCUGAAUAUCUUCCCUAAUGUCUGGGUCCCCCCAGGGGGGCACGUGGAGCCGGGAGAGCAGCUACUGGAAGCCGGACUGCGGGAGCUCCGGGAGGAAACUGGCCUGCGGUUACAGGGAGUGCCCUGGUGCAUGCUGGGAUUGUGGGAGUCGGCGUUCCCUCCACUGCUCAGCCAGGGCCUGCCCUCCCGCCACCAUAUUGUCACUUACCUGCUGGUUCAGUCCAAUCAGACCCAUCAGCAGCUGCAGGAGAGGCUGUGCCCAGACGAGAGGGAGGUGAGCGCGUGUGUAUGGCUGGAUACAGAGAUAGCCAAGUGUAUUGUUGCUGCUGAGGAUGAUGCAAAGGAUUCUGGGAAGCCACAAGGCCCCGCCCCUGCCACUAUCAGGGUCUCUGAAUUAAUAAACGGCUCCCUGAGCCAAUCAGAUCGCAGCAUGGCCACAUUCCUGAGCACAGCGCCAAAAGAAGGGGAGGCCGUAGAACGGAUCAGCACCGGUACCAAAUACGCCCUCAGCCUGUGGCUGGAGACCCUGCCCAAGGCCCCUUCCCGGGAACAUGAAUAGGACAUAACGCAGACGUUCUGAAUAAAUAAUGUUUAUUUGCAGUAACACAUUUCCCUAAUCUGUGGGUUUCUGGCUGGAAGAUACAGGGUUAACCCUCUAAUAUCUGGCUACAAAUAGGAAACAUAAUACACUGGCGCUUUAAAUACAUUAAAUAUGUGCAAUGGCAGCUAGUGUCCCCGGCAGCCGGGGAAGCUGGUCCUACGGCGCUCGGAGAGACCCCCCUGUAACCGAGUACGGGGGUCUUAUCCAGGGCCCAAGGAUGAGACCUUCAUAUGUUUGUCAGACUAUACGGGGGGAUCUUUGGAGUUAAUAUUAAAAAACAGAUGGUAACCAA
This is a messenger RNA of Xenopus tropicalis (tropical clawed frog), 1454 nucleotides long. RefSeq names its product nudix hydrolase 17 (gene nudt17). Gene Ontology annotation, molecular function: metal ion binding; hydrolase activity; 5'-(N(7)-methylguanosine 5'-triphospho)-[mRNA] hydrolase activity. Bases 215 to 1120 code for a protein of 301 amino acids. The transcript is spliced from 8 exons. The record is from RefSeq and is a predicted model, not a curated record. Lineage: Eukaryota; Metazoa; Chordata; Amphibia; Anura; Pipidae.